Molecule: messenger RNA, 921 nt
Organism: Suillus bovinus
Lineage: Eukaryota; Fungi; Basidiomycota; Agaricomycetes; Boletales; Suillaceae
Exons: 6
Coding region: 6-866 (286 amino acids)
Biological process (GO): RNA processing
Cellular component (GO): nucleolus
Molecular function (GO): RNA binding
Source: RefSeq, a predicted model, not a curated record
CUGCUAUGUCGAUCCUGCCUGCAGUAGUUCCAGGAAACACAAUAGCAGCGAAAGAUAAAGGGAAAAAGAAGGCUACCCAAAAUGACUUCAUCUCUUUCGACGAUUCAGACCUGGCUUCAGAAAGCUCUUCUUCGAGCUCUAGUUCAAAUUCAUCCUCCAAUAGCGACUCGGAUUCCGACUCGGACGAUGAAGAAAUCACUCAAGAAUAUUUACAGUCCCUCUUGGAUAAAGCAAAAUCAAACGCUCGAGAGUCAGCAAAAAUGAAAAAAGCAUUGCGGGAAAAUUUGGAUGGUGACGAAUCGGAGAGGCCAUUGCCGCCAUUGGAUCCAGGGGAACUUCCGCCUGCAUAUUUUGAAUUCGUGAAAGAUCGACGUCACGCCCCUGCGACUAUACGAGACCCAGACAUCCAGCAGCGCAGAAGCAGCCACCUCUGGAACCCCAUGGAAAACCAGACUGCUGGUCCAAGCUGGUUUGACCUUCCAGCGCCCGCUGAAGCCGAUCUACCUCGAUUGCACCGUGAAGUCGAAGCUCUUCGCCUGCGCAAUCAACUUGAUCCCAAGCGCUUCUACCGUAAAGGACGACGGGGAUGGGAAGGGUAUCAAAGGACUACCGAAACAUUUUGCUGUAGGUUUCCAACACAAUAUAUUAUUGGCACCAUUGUGACUACAAACACGCCAUUUGGCACAGCAAGUACGGAUAACCUUCCUCGUGCUCAUCGCAAGAGAACUUUGGUCGAUGAGUUAGUCGAUGAUGCAGAAGCACGACGAUAUGCGAAGAGGAAGUUCGAGGACCUGCAGGUCGUGAGGGGUGCGAGAGGAAAGAAUACCCUACACCAAAAGAAGGCAUUACGCAGGCCAAAGUGGUAACCGCACGUUAGAGGGCAUGACCCUGGUACGAUAAGUGAUGCGAUUGAUCGAGACA